GAGCCGCCGACUAGCUCGGCGUAGCGCUGGCGGGUGAAAAGCCGCGCUCUGAUUGGUCGAGCGCUCUCGUGACGUCAAGUGGAGAAGCCGAGUCGAGAAAAACGAAGCGAACGACACAGGCCGAUCACUUUACUUUGUUCCUUGGCACUCGGCAAUACAGAUUUUCGGGUGACAAAAUGGUGGACGCCGCAACCCUGGAGAAGCUCGAGGGAGCUUUCAAGAAGCUUCAGGGCACCGAGAGCAAGUCUCUCCUGAAGAAGUACCUGUCCCAGGAGGUCUUCGACAAGCUCAAGACCGUCAAGACCCCCUCUUUCGGUUCUUCUCUCCUCGACGUUAUCCAGUCUGGUGUUGAGAACCCCGACUCUGGCGUUGGCAUCUACGCCCCUGACGCUGAGGCCUACUCGACCUUCUCUGACCUUUUCGACCCCAUCAUCGAGGACUACCAUGGUGGCUUCAAGAAGGACGCCAAGCACCCCAACAAGGACUGGGGUGAUGUUGACACUCUGCCCAAUGUGGACCCCACUGGCGAGUAUGUCAUCUCUACCCGCGUCCGUUGCGGUCGCUCCAUGCAGGGCUACCCCUUCAACCCUUGCCUGACCGAGACUCAGUACAAGGAGAUGGAGGACAAGCUGAAGGCUACUCUGGAUGGCUUCCAGGGCGAGCUCAAGGGCACCUAUUUCCCCCUGGCCGGUAUGACCAAGGAGGUGCAGCAGAAGCUCAUUGACGAUCACUUCCUCUUCAAGGAGGGUGACCGUUUCCUGCAGGCCGCCAAUGCCUGCCGCUACUGGCCCACUGGCCGCGGUAUCUUCCACAACGAUGCCAAGACCUUCUUGAUCUGGUGCAAUGAGGAGGAUCACCUCCGCCUCAUCUCCAUGCAGCCCGGUGGUGACCUGGGACAGGUGUACCGUCGUCUGGUGACUGCUGUCAAUGACAUUGAGAAGCGCGUGCCCUUCUCCCACCACGACCGUCUUGGCUUCCUGACCUUCUGCCCCACCAACCUGGGAACCACCGUGCGCGCCUCUGUGCACAUCAAGGUGCCCAAGCUGGCCGCCAACAAGGCUAAGCUUGAGGAGGUCGCCUCCAAGUACAACCUGCAGGUGCGCGGCACCCGCGGUGAGCACACCGAGGCUGAGGGUGGUGUCUAUGACAUCUCCAACAAGCGUCGCAUGGGCCUGACCGAGUACGAGGCUGUCAAGGAGAUGUCCGACGGCAUCAUUGAGAUCAUCAAGAUCGAGAAGGAGCUGCCUUGAACGAGUCAUCAUUCCUUUCCAAAGCCACCGUUUGUCUAAUCGCACGAGAGGCCACAAAUAACUCGAAGAAAAAACUCACCAACCACCGCUACUAUAGCGAAAUUUGCUCGCCAAGCAGCUAGUCAGUAGCAGCCGACAAGACUAAUUGAUUCUUGCAAAAAAAUAAAUAAAAAAUAAAAUGAUCAAAAGUUGAUCCAGGCGA
Molecule: messenger RNA, 1452 nt
Organism: Neocloeon triangulifer
Lineage: Eukaryota; Metazoa; Arthropoda; Insecta; Ephemeroptera; Baetidae
Product: arginine kinase-like
Exons: 6
Coding region: 177-1250 (357 amino acids)
Biological process (GO): phosphocreatine biosynthetic process
Molecular function (GO): creatine kinase activity
Source: RefSeq, a predicted model, not a curated record